UGUAACAGAAGGCAACGAAAGAGAAAUAUUAUUCAUUGUGAGCUAUGGAGGAAGACGGCUACGAUGACAGAGGGAAAAACACGAACACGAACACGAACACGAACACGAACAAGGUGGUGAUCAAAAUCCCGUCGUACCAAGAAGUUCUCAAGACCUCACAGUGGAAAUCAACGCCACCCUCUCUCUUCGCUCCCUCUCAGACCUUUUCUCAAGCUUUCGCUUUCGUCAAAUCCUCCGAAUUCUACUCUCCUCCUCCGCCUUCUUCAACCUCCGCUGCCGCUUCGGAGAUCACUGCUUCUCGGGAACGUCAGUCCAAUGUUCCAUCUUCUUCAUCAUCUGCGUCUACUAGUGGUCUUUCUUCUUCUUGGUCGUCAUCGUCUUCAUCUACUCAGAAUCGUAAUGCAAUUCUUGUCAGCCAUAGACAGAAAGGGAACCCAUUGCUCAAACAUAUCAGGAAUGUGAGAUGGGCAUUUGCAGAUGUUGUUUGUGACUACUUGCUUGGGCAAGGCUCAUGUGCUCUCUAUCUAAGUCUUCGGUAUCAUCUGCUGCAUCCAGACUACUUGUAUUACCGUAUAAGGGAAUUGCAGAAGAACUUCAAGCUUAGUGUUGUUCUUUGCCAUGUUGAUGUGGAGGAUGUUGUUAAGCCUUUACUUGAAGUUACUAAGACAGCCCUGCUUCAUGAUUGUACCCUGUUAUGUGGUUGGAGCUUGGAGGAAUGUGGUCGCUAUUUGGAGACUAUUAAAGUGUAUGAAAACAAGCCUGCUGAUAUCAUUCAAGGUCAAAUGGAUACCGAUUAUCUGUCACGGCUAACACAUGCUCUCACAACAGUUCGGCAUGUAAACAAGACUGAUGUAGUUACACUUGGUAAUGCAUUUGGGUCUCUUUCUCAUAUCAUGGAUGCAUCAAUGGAAGACCUUGCACGUUGCCCUGGCAUAGGAGAGCGCAAGGUAAAGCGCUUGUAUGAUAGUUUUCACGAACCAUUCAAGCGUGUAGUUCCCAGCUAUCCUGCUGUUCCAGAAACCUCCACUCAGAAUAAUGCUGAAGUUGGUUCAGCGAAUGAAGAUAAAGAAGCAAAAGAAGAAAAAGACAGAGAAAAGGAAAGUAAACGCAGGAAAAAAGAACCGCAAUUGACCGUUAAAUCGGCGCUAUCUGCUGCCUUUUCCAAAUAUGCAGAUAAAGUUCGUAAAAAGAACAAUAAAUCUCAAGGGGAGGGGAGAGGAGAAACAAGUGCUGCUACGGAACAGGAAGCUGAAAACAAAAAUUUGUAACAGUUCAAGACUUUAAGCAUUCUAAUGAAAUGGCAGGUUUAUACAACAGGGAGCCAAAUUCUUAAGCAUGAUCGUCCUAACAUUCUGUCAAUGGAAAGUGGCAGUGCCUUUUUAAUACAUUGAUCUAUACAUAACAGCACGUGAAAUUUGUCUACAGAAAAUUAGGCUAUUCAACAUCCUGUAACCCUCUGCUCAAAACUUCCAUGAACUUGGCCUCCCCCCAAUCGUAGAACGUCUUGUUAAGGCUCUGAAACCAAAGUCCAUUGUUGUUUCUGGUGUUGCAGUUUUCUUAUGCAUCAAGGAUCUUUCAGAAGCUGCUGAUAAAUCAGGCCAAGAAACCACCAACCUUUUUUGUGAACCGCAUAAACCUUCUCGGAAGCUACAAAUAAGUUGCGAAAGGGUGAUC
Messenger RNA from Morus notabilis, 1674 nucleotides. RefSeq names its product DNA excision repair protein ERCC-1. Gene Ontology annotation, biological process: nucleotide-excision repair; meiotic mismatch repair; mitotic recombination. The transcript is spliced from 10 exons. Gene Ontology annotation, cellular component: nucleotide-excision repair factor 1 complex; nucleus; ERCC4-ERCC1 complex. Bases 45 to 1268 code for a protein of 407 amino acids. Lineage: Eukaryota; Viridiplantae; Streptophyta; Magnoliopsida; Rosales; Moraceae. The record is from RefSeq and is a predicted model, not a curated record. Gene Ontology annotation, molecular function: single-stranded DNA binding; damaged DNA binding.